AUGACUCAGGUCGACAUGAGCGCUACUCCUCUUGGCCAAGUCAAUGGCCUUCACGCCGCGCGCGAUCCAGAUCUCUCCGGGUUCUCCGAGGUCUCAUUUGCCUCUACCAUGACCGAAGAUCCAGAGGCUGAGCUUCUCGCGCCAAGGUCAUCCGCAAAAGCAUCCUCUUCGACGUAUGCAGAGCCAGACUACAGCUUCGACACGGCAUCCAGCUCCAUCAGGCCCAUCACCACCUCGAACCUCUCGCACAAAGCCAAGCAGCCCAGCAAUGGUCUCACUGUCGAUGCCGAUCACCAGAAGCUCAGUCCCAUCGACGAGACCAGCGCAGCAGGCUCGUCUUCACACAAGUACGCUGACGCCUACAACUCAUCCGCCAACGGGUACCUUCAGCACAGCACACCACAUCUCUAUCAGGAGCGUGGCCAGCUUGACUCACCCGAUCUCGACUCGGCAUACUCGCCCUCCACCUAUCCACCCACCAGCGAAGAGGACUCAGAGGCCAAGCGCGUGCAAAACAACCUGGAACGCUGGGCAAAUGAAGAGCGUCAGAGGCGCAAAGCACAACGCACCUCUAAGAUUGCUGCCAAUCGCGUCUCUACCGGGCCAGGUGGCGGCGGCGGCUUAGCUCAUCGAUUCUCGAUGCUUCGCCCCGCUGGCUCGUCUACCAAGACCAAUAAUUUGGGCUCUGGUCCCUCCUCCGAACGACUCGCCGAUGAAGCAGCUUCGAGCCCGAAAGCACCUUACAAUUCGAACCGCGACUCGACUACACGGAGAGAAGGAGUGGCCUCUUUGACAGUAGGUGCCACACGAGGUCGCUCAGCAAGCUCGUCCUCCCUCGACAGUGCGCAGUCGUUGGGCUCUUUGACAUCAGAUGAGCAUCGUCCGAACCGAAAGCUACCGCCCAUUGGCUCGCGAGUCUCCUCCACCACGCACACCAAGGAGUCGAGCCGCGAAAGCGAAGGAUCCACACAGGGCUUGGGUUUGCGCGCCAAUGGUAGUGCUCACGACCCUUUCCGCGAUCCGUCGGACGCUAUUGCGACGACGGACUCGUACCCCAAGCGAUCUUCACUCAAGCCGACUCCGACAGCAUCACGCCCGAUUGUCACUGUGGGGCGCGCAUCCAGCAUUCAGCGCCAAGCCUUGGAAGCGAGCUACAAGAACAGCAAAGGCAAGGGCAAAGAACGUUCCAUGCCUACCAUCGUGGCGACCGACACCGAAGCCGAGGAUACAGAAGACAUUUCAUACGGAUCCGAUGCAGCAGGCAGCAAUCCAUUCGCGUCAACUCAGGAUAGUCGCAGCGGAACGACUACAACCACCAUCCACCAGGGAGGUCUCGAUGAAGAGGUGACCAUGGAGUUUGAUGGCAGACGUGAGGUACGACCCGACGCGAAUGGCGACUUGGGCGAGAGUGGUAUGGACACGUGGAACCGACCGGCACAAUCACGAGCGCGAUCGUCGACUAGCAGCUCCAAGUUCAGAGAGCUCGGCAUCUCGCAGGAGGAUGAUUGGAUCGAGACGGUCGGACGCAGCAUGAAGAACAGCGCUCGAAAGAUGCGGGUGGCUCGACAAGCUGAAUCUGACGAUGAAGCGGAUGAGCGCCGCAAGCCCUGGUGGACGGAGCUGCUGUGUGGUUGCAGCCGCGACAAGGACGACGAUGAACAGGCCGGACGAACAAAUCCAAUGGAAUAG
Kalmanozyma brasiliensis GHG001 is the source of this 1689-nucleotide messenger RNA. RefSeq lists its product as uncharacterized. Bases 1 to 1689 code for a protein of 562 amino acids. NCBI's taxonomy places the organism in Eukaryota, Fungi, Basidiomycota, Ustilaginomycetes, Ustilaginales. The record is from RefSeq and is a predicted model, not a curated record. The transcript is spliced from 2 exons.